Molecule: messenger RNA, 2269 nt
Organism: Zootermopsis nevadensis
Lineage: Eukaryota; Metazoa; Arthropoda; Insecta; Blattodea; Termopsidae
Source: RefSeq, a predicted model, not a curated record
UUGUACUGAAAGCAAUUUUAAUCAACAUCAGUGCUGAAAUAUUUGCACAUCUGCAAAAAGAAAGGCAGAAAAUAAGUUUGCGUGUGGCCAUAGAGUCCCCUCCUCUUUGUGUGGGGAAAAAUUGUUGGGAGGACAGGCAAACAGUGAAGCAGUGUUGUGCUACAGACAGGAGCCAGCUGACCGAUCCACUCACGCGAACAUGGAUAAAGCCAAGAAGCUGAAGAAAGAUUACACAGAUGUGGUGCAGUCUUGUAUGGGCAAUUUUGGGCGAUGGCAGCUGUGGGUUUGUUGUUGGAUAUCCAUCCUCAAGUUCCCAGUGGCCUGGCACUCUCUGGGCAUCGUGUUUUUGGCACCACCGACCGAGUCAUGGUGCAAAAGGCCUACGGCCUUACACAACCUGACAGACGAACAGUGGCGCAACAUGAGCCAACCCCCUGCAGCGUCUGCGAGUCAGGGACGCGACUCCUGUGCGAUGUACGACUACACCGGCAGACCUUAUGACGCGUCGCCCGCCAACCUCAGCAUUGUCGCAUGUGACGACUGGGAAUAUGACAGGUCCGUCUUCCAGGAAACCAUCGUAACUGAGUGGAACCUUGUUUGCGAGCGGAGACAGCUGGCCAACGUAGCGCAGACUGUGUUCAUGUUUGGCGUCCUGGUGGGAAACGUUCUGUUCGGCAUGAUGGCCGACAGAUUCGGCCGUAAGCAGCCACUGAUGGUAGGCUGUGUGAUGCAGGUCGUGUUCGGAUCGGCGUGUGCCUACAUGCCCUGGUUCGAAGGAUUCCUCCUGAUGCGGUUUCUAACAGCGACUGCUGUUGGGGGAUCCAUGAUCACAAGUUUCGUCAUCUGCUUGGAGAUUCUCGGAGGCAGGUGGAGAACGGUGUUUUCCGUGUUAUUCCAUCUUCCAUUCACUCUCGGCCACACUACUCUGGCAGCCAUUGGUUACUACGCCAGGGACUGGCAUACAUUCCAGUUGGCCAUAACACUACCUUCGAUUCUUUUAAUAUCUUACUGGUGGCUCAUCCCUGAAUCUCCACGGUGGCUUCUGACGGCUGGAAGGGACGAAGAAGCUAUCAGAAUACUGGAGCAGGCAGCGAAGAGAAACAAGUUGGACACUUCUUGUAUAGCUCAGAAGAUACAGUCUGUCAGCAUACACAAGAACAAGAGCAUGGAUACGGGGAAGACAAAGCCGGCGAACAUCCUGGAUUUGUUCAGGACUCCGAACAUGCGCCUCAAGACCCUCUGCAUGUACUUCAACUGGAUCGUCUGCGGCCUCUGCUUUUAUGGGCUUGCACAGUACAUGGGGCAGAUCGGCGGCAACAUCUUCAUAAACGUUGCCAUUUCCGGUUUACUUGGAUUGCCUGGGAUUGCGCUGAGUAUAUACCUCAUGCUCUCAGCAGUUUCCUGUCUUCUCAUCAUGGCAAUGCCUCAACAGCCGGAGUGGCCCCAGGUGACGCUGGCGGCCCUAGGGAUUGUGGGCAUGUCCGUGUCCUUCUCGUCUGUGUACUUGUACUCCGCGGAGCUGUUCCCCACGGUGGUGCGCAACGUGGGCGUAGGAUCUUCGUCCAUGUGCGCCCGAAUCGGCUCCAUGGUUGCUCCCUACGUCACCUCUCUGAGCAUGUUCGGCGUGUUUAUGCCACCCCUGACGUUCGGAUUGUUUCCGCUGUUCGGGGCUCUGCUGUGUCUCUUGCUUCCAGAGACAGCCAACGCCGAGCUUCCAGACACGUUAGAGGAGGGCGAGAAUUUUGGAAAGAAAAUAAAGAAAUCCAAGACCACAACAGGAUCCUUAAAUAAGAGCUACGUUAAUGAAGUUAACCCAUUGUAGUUUCAUAUUACAAUACUUCAUUACAUUCGUUUGUGAUUUCAUCAAUAUUUUGCAGUGGAUUUCGAAACACUGAUGAAUGGUGUUUUUGGCGAUCAUGCUAUUACAGUAAAGGUACAUAUGGUAGGACUAGUAUUAAAGUAACAAGUAUUUUUAAUGAUAUUACCUCAUAUGAUAAGUCUGCACUGUGGACAUUUUAAAUAAACAAUGUGAUACAUAAAAACAAUGACAUUACAACAGCAAACAGCAGAACUGGAAGGUAAUCUUCAGUUUGAGGUUGCACCUUAAAAGAUUAAUGCAUUUUGAAACUAAUGUUUUGUGACGCUGUAUACUGCUACUUGGAUAAAGUAAAUGCGUUUGUAUAAAGGAGUGUCUCUGAAUAGAACACGCCAUUAACUAAUAAUACGAUUUUAAACAAGUAUAUUUUCACCAAUAAAACAUUGCAGGGCC